AUGAUGAAGCUGAUUGACUACGUGAAACAGACAGAAACAGUGACUAUGCGUGACAUGGAGCGGCAGCUGGAUCACUCGAGGGAUCGCCUGCUCUUCCUCAUGGAUCACGCCCAGCUGAACCCUUCCGACAUGCGAAUGAACAGCCAGGUGUUUGAGUGGCACACACGCAUGGGCGACAUCUUCGAGGAGCAUCGAAAUACCGUGCGGGUGAAACGGGAGGAGUUUGAGGUCAACCUGCGCUAUCGCCGCGAACGCUUCAUUGAGGAGUUGGAGUCCUAUCGAAAGCAGGUGGAUGAAUACGAGAACCUUGGUGAUAUCAACGAGCUGUUCAACAGUAAGUACAAGGAGUGGAUGGAGGGGCCCAUGGACAAGGUGAAUCCCGAGGCCGUGGACUCUGAUGUUGGCAAUUACUAUCGAACUCUCUUCAAGCUUGAAAAGACCUUUGAACAGAUGCCGGCGCCCCGGAAGAUUGCCGGCAAGGUCAGAACCAAGGUGGAGGAGUUCAAGGAACACAUGCCCAUCGUGCUGACCCUAUUCAAUCCUGGCCUCAAAGAGCGCCAUUGGCAACAAAUCUCGGAGGUCGUGGGAUACACUCUGCGCAACGAAGAGGGUAUGUGCUUGGCCAAGCUGGUUGACAUGAACUUGGAGGCCUUCAUACCGAAGUUCGAGUCUAUUUCGGAGGCUGCGAGCAAAGAGCACGGUCUGGAAAAGGCAAUGGCUAAGAUGCAAGCCGAAUGGGCACCAACCAUGCGCGGUUCACCCUUCAUCAAGCCAUUUGAGAAUGAAAUUAGAGAAUGGGAGGGCAAGCUAAUCAUGACGCAGGACAUCCUAGAUGCCUGGAUGAAGGUUCAGGCCACUUGGCUCUACCUGGAACCCAUCUUCAGUUCGCCAGAUAUUAUGGCACAGAUGCCAGACGAGAGCCGGAAGUUCACCUCGGUCGACAAGACCUGGAAGGAACUCAUGAAACUGGCUACUGUUGAUCCCCACGUCCUCAAGGUCAUCACCAUCGACAAGAUGUUGGAGAAAUUCAGAAAGGCAAAUGAAUUUUUGGAGAUAAUCCUGAAGGGACUGAACGCGUACCUGGAGAAAAAACGUCUCUGCUUUCCACGCUUCUUCUUCCUCUCCAACGAUGAGCUGUUGGAAAUCCUAUCUGAGACCAAGGAUCCGACACGAGUCCAGCCGCAUCUUAAAAAGUGCUUUGAGGGUAUCGCUACCCUCACCUUCACAGAUGACCUUGAUAUUACACACAUGAAGAGCAGUGAGAACGAGGUGGUUCAGUUGAAGAAUGUGAUUUCAACCUCCAAAGCUCGCGGCGCGGUGGAGAAGUGGCUCAUCGAGUUGGAGGAGGAUAUGAUUAUUUCGGUGCGACUGAACAUUUUUAAUGCCCUGGAGAAUUAUGUUGUUGCACCGAGGCGGGAAUGGGUGUGCCAUUGGUGCGGUCAGGCGGUGUUGGCCAUUUCUAUGACCUACUGGACUACUUACUGCACCCAGGCCAUCGAUACUGGCGCCGAAGCAAUGAAUGACUACCUGGAGGUUAGCCCUGAACUGUUCUUUUGCAAAUACGGAGAACUCCUUUACGUUUAUAAAAAUCCUUUACUGAAAGAACUGUCUAGGCUCUUUACUAAUCGUAUCCUGUGUGUGAGGUGGUCUUAUGUGUGA
This is a messenger RNA of Dibothriocephalus latus, 1659 nucleotides long. The record is from the annotation of a GenBank genome assembly. Lineage: Eukaryota; Metazoa; Platyhelminthes; Cestoda; Diphyllobothriidea; Diphyllobothriidae.